CUUUCUCUUCUAAACUUCGACGGAUCAUAAUUUUUGAUCCGUAACUCCGAUUUAAGAUCAGCGAAAAGCUACGGAUUCAUCUUGAUGUCAUCUUUCUAUCCAUAGAGGUUUGAGUUAGAUCCAAUGGUCAUUUCUAGAAGGCUCGGUUAACGAUAGGUAUUCUAGGAGGCAAUUCGUAUUGUCAAGCUAUAAGAAAAUGUCGAUCCCGCCGAAUUCACCAUGGAGAGGAUGUGCAGCAAACUACCCUCAACCUGUCAAUGAAGUUGUCGAGCUUGCAGCUCAGUCUUUGGUAGAAACUGUUUAUUACUUUAAUUGCCGUAUUGCAGAUUCCCCGCUGGCUGACAUCGAGUAUAGAAGCAGUAGUGGAGAAGAAGACAUACUCCGCCAUGUGUUCCGCUGGGAUCUUACCCCCUAUCAUGAGGUGUUUCAGAAUGGCUUCGAAGUGAGGCGCCAAGAAAACACUACCAACCAAGUCUACUACAAUCUGGAACAUUACGUCCAUCAUGGCGGUAGGCCUCUUGAUUCCCGCCGACCCGCCACCCACGCCUUUGUUAGCACCACCCUUAACAGCGGUUGGCAUCCCACCGUCACCAAGACUGUGGAGGAAGUAUAUCGCUAUGAGAUAUAUGCUCCCGGUGGCAUUUGGGUUGCUGAGACUCUUGGUGACAGUUACCAGUACCCGGCCCAAGAUGAGGUUUGCUUUGUUGCUGGAGUUGCCCCACAAUACAUUCGCUCUGUCCAACAUUUCAGGCUUGUUCGUAAUGGAAGAUACACAAGACGGGAGAGACUUGAUCAUCAAAUCAUACUGAAUGGGAACUACAAUCCACAAUCGCAUCCAUACCGGCAGCUCAACAUUCGGAGGCCAGUAUUUUACUACGUGGAUGAAAAUGGUACGAGGCAGCUUCUGAACUGUAGCACUUGGGAAGCCCCUGCAAUCUCCAAUCGAGAGAAACGAUCAGCCGAUAACUCUGACACCACCGACUGUGAGAGCUACAUAGAUGCUGGAUUCCGUUCAUCAGAGGACGAUCAAGCCUAUCUAUUCAUGAACAAUGAGUAUGUGCUAAUGAACUAUGCUCCGGGCAGCACAAACAACAAGGUAUUGAACGGACCGCUUCUUAUCUGCUAUGGGUUUCCAUCCCUCUCGGGCACAACCUUUGCAGAACAUGGUAUAGACUGUGCUUUCGGGUCUCAUGAUCGAGAUGAAGCCUUUAUCUUCUCUGUGAAUCUUUGUGCACACAUUAACUUCGCACCAGGCACCACAAAUAACAAGAUAAUCAAAGGCCCCAUGACCAUCAGUGCCAUGUUCCCCUUCUUCAAAUUGACUGUGUUUUCAACCGGCAUAGAUGCUGCGUUUGAGGCAACAACAAAAUAUGAAGCUUACCUCUUCAAAGACAACCAGUAUGCUCUUAUAAACUACCGUUCUGGUAGUGCCCACCUCAUCCACCGCCAGCUCAUCACUGACGGCUUUCGUGGUUUGAGAAACACCAUCUUUGCAAGUGGAAUCGAGGCAGCAUUUGCUUCGCACAGGACUAAUGAGGCAUACCUAUUCAAAGGAGAUUCCUACGCACUCAUCAACUUUGCUCCUGCCACCACUAAUGACUACAUCAUUGGUGGCAUCAAGAAGAUCCUUCCCAAUUGGCCUUCUCUGCAACCGAUCUUGCCUCGCAAAAAUCGUGGACUUGACGUUCACAACCCAUCUAGCCCUGGUGUUGAUGAUGCUGGCCGUGACCAAGAUCAUGAUGAACUCUAAGACUUUAGCCUCAUAUUUACGUGCCAAACCGAGUGUGCCUACAUGAAUAAGGCCUCUGUUGUGUCUUCAGCCUUUCUGUAUUCUAAAUAUUAAUAAAGUCAUGAGACUAUUUACCG
Rosa chinensis is the source of this 1866-nucleotide messenger RNA. RefSeq lists its product as uncharacterized. Lineage: Eukaryota; Viridiplantae; Streptophyta; Magnoliopsida; Rosales; Rosaceae. The record is from RefSeq and is a predicted model, not a curated record. The coding region runs from base 197 to 1750 and encodes 517 amino acids. The transcript has 3 exons.